Sparassis crispa is the source of this 1242-nucleotide messenger RNA. RefSeq lists its product as hypothetical. Lineage: Eukaryota; Fungi; Basidiomycota; Agaricomycetes; Polyporales; Sparassidaceae. The transcript is spliced from 11 exons. Bases 1 to 1242 code for a protein of 413 amino acids. The record is from RefSeq and is a predicted model, not a curated record.
AUGAAGCCCAACGCGAUCAUCUUCGGUGGGCUGAACACCUGUUCUAGGUCACUCGCCGCAUAUCUCGUUCCUGUGGAUGGUGAGUCGCUCGUCGAGAAUCUCCGAAUUAUUGACAAAUACUCCGUCGCCCCGCCCACCACAUAUAUCGGUGCGGAAUUCCCCAAGAUUCUGGAGAAGUCAAAUGUGGAGUACAGACAGGCGAAUUUGACCGUUGCUGCUAUCGUCGCUUCAUGUUUCGACACGCUGGAGGGCCAGGAGGCAUACACCUAUGUAUUCGAUCUGACAGGCGAGCUUCAAUGGAACCGUCCGGACCAGGUGCAAAUCACGAGCACGUUUAAGGUCUCGCGAUUAAUCGGGCUCGAGGCGGCGAAGCGGAAGGUCGCGGCGUAUGUGCGCAUCCAACACCCAUUCUACCAAUGCAAGGAAAAGGGAGACCACAACGAGGGUGAGGAUGUGCGACCCGAUGGCGUCCUUGGAACAUGGUGGCAUGAGACACUGCGCGCGCUCGGAGCGAUUGAAGGCCUGAACCUGGUGGUCGUGCGGACAGGGAUGGUGUACGGGCCAUAUAUUGACUAUGGUCAGGUUAUUAGCUAUACUGUAAUAGCUGCUGUAUAUGGGUAUCUGAAGCAACCAUUGAAAGCUUUGUGGUCUCCCGGGAAGUAUCCUGUAAACACUGUUCAUAUUGACGACGUUGUCGCUGCAAUGUGGGCUUCCGCGGAGUGGAUAGCCCGUGUCGGGCGGCAGGAAGCAAAUACUGCCGCGGGGGAAGUCAUUCCAUUCAAGAACAAAGAGUCAGUGACCGCCGAGGUCGAAGGCAUGAUAGCCCCUUCGCAGAAGGUCGUUGUACCGUUGUUCAACAUCGUCGAUGACGCAAACAGUACUCUCGUCCAGGCCGCCUCCUUAAUAGCAUCCGUCUUCGGGACGACCUUUGAGUUCUAUAACUUCCUGGUCAAUACAAUGGCAAAAUUUCAAAUUGGUGACUACAUCGAAGAAAUUAACGAGGUGCACGUCAGCGGCUGGACAGAAAUGGUCACCAAAUCGAAUCCUCCCGUCCCCAACACUCAUUUCUCUGCCUACAUGGACGAAAACAGCCUAGCAAAGCACGUCGUCGCAUUCUCCAACGCAAAGAUUAAGCGCGUCCUCGGUUAUACCUUGUGCCGGCCAGAAUUUGACAAGGCGUCUAUUCAAGAGAUGGUGGAAAAGCUGCAGGCGGAAGGCAGCUGGCCAAAGUUUGAUCCCUAA